AUGGAGGGCUGCCUGGGGGAGGAGUCUUUUCAGAUGUGGGAGCUCAACCGGCGCCUAGAGAACUAUCUGUCCCGGGUCAAGGCGCUGGAGGAGCAUAAUGAAUUGCUGAGCGCAGAGCUCAGGGGUCUUCGGGCACAGUCUGCGGACGCCUCCUGGCGGGCCCGCGCGGAUGAUGAGCUGGCGGCACUGCGGGCCCUCGUGGAUCAGCGCUGGCGGGAGAAGCACGCGGCCGAAAUGGCGCGCGACAACCUGGCGGAAGAGCUGGAAGGUGUUGCAGGACGGUGUCAGCAGCAGCGUCUAGCCAGGGAGCGGGCGACAGAGGAGGCAGCCCGCAGUCGGCGAGCGGUCGAGGCUGAGAAAUGCUCCCGGAUCUGGUUGAGCACCCAGGCCACUGAUCUUGAGCGCGAGCUGGAGGCCCUGCGCGCGGCGCACGAGGAGGAGCGCGCUAGCUUAAACGCGGAGGCCGCCUGCCUCCCCCGCGGCCCCGCACCGCCCCGUGGGCCCCCAGCGCCUGCCCCCGAGGUGGAGGAGCUGGCGCAGAGGCUGGGCGAGGCGUGGCGUGGGGCAGUGCGCGGCUACCAGGAGCGCGUGGCACACAUGGAGACGUCGCUGGGUCAGGCCCGGGAGCGGCUGGGCCGUGCGGUACAGGGCGCCCGUGAGGGCCGCCUGGAGCUGCAGCAGCUGCAGGCGGAGCGUGGGGGCCUCCAGGAGCGCAGGGCUGCGCUAGAGCAGAGGCUGGAGGGCCGCUGGAAGGAGCGGCUUCAGGCCACUGAGAAGUUCCAGCUGGCGGUGGAAGCCCUGGAACAGGAGAAACAGGGCCUGCAGAACCAGAUCGCCCAGGUCCUGGAAGGUCGGCAGCAGCUGGCACACCUCAAGAUGUCCCUCAGCCUGGAGGUGGCCACAUACAGGACCCUCCUGGAGGCUGAGAAUACCCGACUGCAGACACCUGGCGGCAUUUCCAAGGUUUCCCUCAGCUUCCAGGACCCAAAGCCAGAGCUGCAUUUCCCUGGGACCCCAGAAGGCCGGCGUCUGGAACCUUUGCUCCCCAUUCUAAGCCCAACCCCCCUCACCUCACCCUUACCUGAUGCCCUUAGGAUAGCUAUGCCAGCCUUUCUGAAGAGCCAGGAAUUCCUCCAGGCUGGUACCCCCACGUUGGCCAGUACCCCCAUUCCACCCACACCCCAGACUCCCUGCCCUGCUACAGAGAUCAGAGCCCAGGAAGCCCCUCUCUCCCUGGUCCAGUCACAGAGUGGGAAACAACAGGCUCCAGAGUCCCUGCAGGCUGAAGCUAAGGUGGCCAUCUCUGCGAGCAUCCUUCCAGGACCAGAGGAACCUGGGGGCAAGCAGCAGGAUGCCAGGCCAGGCCAGUCCCCUGAGGAUCAUGUCUCUUUGGCCCCACCCCUCAACCCUGAUCACCCUAGUUUAGAGGCCAAAGAUGGAGAGCCCAGUGGGUCUGGAGUGUCCAGCUUACCCCAGGAGGAAGGUGAAGGGCAAAUAUGGGGACUGACAGAGGAAAAAGCAACCAUAGAGGUGAAAGUAGGGAGCAGCUUACCACAGGAAACGUGGCCAGAGGAGGGAGAUCUGGACAGGGAGGAAAUCCAGGAGCCCCAUAGGCUUUUGGAAAAAGAAACUCUGAAGUCUCUAGAAGAGGAGGUUCAAGAGCCACUAAUGUCUGAGAGCCAUGAGACACACAGAUCUGUAGAGAAGGAGAAUCAAGACUCUCUGAGGUCUUUAGAAGAAGAGAACUUAGAGACACAAAUAACUCUAGAAACAAAGAAUCAAGAGCUAUUGAAAUCUUUAGAAGAAAAAGAUCUGGAGGUAGUCAGAUCUCUAGAAAAGGAAACUCUAGAACUACUUACACCUAUAGAAAAAGAAGACCCACAGAGAUUGCCAUCUCUUGAAAAGGAGGAUCAAGAACUCCUGAGGUCUCUUGAUGAUAACCUAGAGACAUUUUUGUUUCCAGGAAAGGAAAAUCAAGAAUUAAAGAGGUCUCUGGAAGAGGAGAACUUAGAGUCCUUGAAAGCUCUAGAAAAGGAGAAUCAAGAACCACUGAGAUCUCAAGAAGCAGAGAACCAAGAGACAUUGAGACCUCUAGAGAAAGAGAAUCAAGAACCACUGAGAUCUCUAGAAGUGGAUGACCAGGAGAUAUUGAGACCUCUAGAGAAAGAGAAUAAAGAGUCACUAAAGCCUUUAGGAGAUGAGAAUCAGGAGAUCUUAGAAAACAUGGAUCAGGAGCCACUAGGGUCUCAAGAAGAAGAAAGGCAAGAAACAUUGAGAUCUCUUGAAAAAGAAACUCAAGAGCCCUUGAGGUCUCUAGGGGAAGAGGACCAGAAGGCAUCAAAGCCUCUUGAAAAAGAGAAUCAAGAAGAGCUAGUGAGAUCUCUAAAAGAAGAGAAUGUAAAGACAGUGAAAUCUUUAGAAACAGAGAAUCUAGAAUCACUGAAGUCUGCAGAAGAGGUCUUGGGAAUAUUGAAGCCUCCAGAAAUUCAAGAGCCACUCUGGUCUCUAGAAGAAAAGAAUCAGGAGACAAUGAAGCCUCUAGAAAAGGAUAUUCAAGAACCACUGCCAUCUGUGGAAGAGAUCCAGGAGACAUUGAGACCCUUAGAAAAGGAGAGUCAAGGACCACUGAGAUCGCUGGGAGAGUGGAACCUAGAAAAUUUGGAAUCUUCAAAAGAGGUGGACAAGGAAAGUCAAAGGUAUCAGGAAGAGGAGGGGAACCUGGAGAAGGGAGAAAAUAAAGAUUCACUAAGAUCUCUGGAAGAUGAGGGACAGGAGCUGCCACUAUCUGUAAAGCAGCAGAGUUGGGAAGAUGUGGUGGAGGGGGACCAAGAACUAAGCCGGGACCCCCCACCUGAGAGGACUGAAGUGGAAAAUGAGGAUGAAGCAGAGCUGGGCCUGAGGGAGCAGGAUGGCUGUGAUGGGAAAGAGGAGGCCGUAGAGCAGGUAGAGCUACAGCUGGAUGCUGCAGGGGAGGCGGGGAACACAGCUGAAGGGCACCCAGGGAGCCCCGAGCCUGAAGAGCAGAAGGUCCCAGUUGAGGGAGCCAAGGGGGAAGGAGGUACUGAGGACCUCCAGGACCCUGAAGGGCAACUAGAUCAGGGGAGGACCCCAGGCCUCGGAGCUCCCCAGGGGAUGCCAGAGGUCAUAAAGCCAAUGUUAGGAGAUGAGGAGAUGGCUCCAGAGGAUGCACCAGUCUCCACACAGGUCCCCUUGGGGUCAGAGACAGCCAUGGGAGAGUCUGCUGUGGGAGCUGAGGAGGGACUGGAGCAGGAGGCAGUAAGGCUGGAGGACCCAGGCAACCUGGCCAAAGAAGAAGUGAUAGAGCUGCCCCUAGAGGAGGAAGGUUUGGAGGCAAAGAAAGUCCAGGGCUUAGAAGAGCCCAGGAGGGACCUAAAGGAGACAGAUUCUCUGGAGUCAGAACUCAUCAAACUGCCCCGGGAGAGCAGAGACCCCCGGAAGCCUGAGGAAUCUGAGGGCUGGGAGGAACCUGAGUCUGAGGCAGCCUGGGGGACAGAGGAGGGGUUCCCUGCUGAGACUCUGUGUCUUGAUGGAACCAAUGCCCUUCAGCCCAAGCCAGAGGAGGCUGUGGAAGAUGCAAAACCAGUGCCGGAGGCCCCCAGCUCAGGGCCUACUGAGCCCUGUGUGCCUACCUCACUCCCUGAAGAUACCCCUGGGGCCCAACCCCAGACUGAGGGGAACCAGGAAGCUAACUUAGGGCUGGAAAAUAGGGCUGAGGCCCCAGGAAAGCUACAAGGUGAGCAGGAGUUGGGUUCUGGGGCAAUCUCUGAAGGCCUCCAGGAAGAGAGCGGAGAAGAGAGUGAGGCCGAUGAGCUAGGGGAGACCCUUCCCGACUCCACUCCCCUGGUCCUCUUCCCCGGGUCUCCAGCCUCCUCCAAGUGGGGGCCAGCUAGAGAGGAGAGGCCCUCCCCUCAGGAGGAGGCCAGGCAGGAAAGCUGGGAACCCACCAUCCUGGCCUCUGAGGACCUUGGGGCCCAUCUCUCUGAAGAAGAGGAGGGAGAGGAGGAGGAGGGGCACAGCCAUGGUUCUGACCUGUCUGAGGAAUUUGAGGACCUAGGGACAGAGGCUUCUCUUUUUCCUGGGGUCCCUGGGGAGGUGGCAGAACCCCUGAGACAGGUGCCCGAGCUGCUACUGGAGCCUGCAGCCUGGGAUCGGGAUGAGGAGUCUGAUGGGUUUGCGGAUGAGGAAGAGAGUGGGGAAGAAGGGGAGGAGGAGGAGGAAGAGAGGAAGGGGCCAGGGGCUGGGCGGUGGGGACCAGGGUCCUCUGUGGGAAGCCUACAGACCCCGAGUGGCCCACAGAGAGGGGAUCUCGUGGAAUCUGAGACUGGGGGGGCCAGUGUUCCCUGGGAUGAUGGCUUAAGGGGCUCAGCGGCUGAUGCUCCCAUGAUUGCCCAGGAGACUGAGUCCCAGGACAGCGCUGAACCUUCCAGCUCAGAGGAGGCAUCUGACUUGGUUUCCUUAGAGAAGGAGGACAAAGUCUCUGGCCCCCUGGAAACGCCCAGUGGGGUGGAGGACACGGGCCACAAGGGCACAGAGGAAACCCUUGGUGUCAACGGCCAAGGUCCCAGCUGGGAGGAGGAAUCAGAGCAUAUGAAUGGGGGGCUAGUGAACAGGCUGGAACAGUCUGAGGAAGGAGGGCCAGGGAAGCCAGCAGACCCCGAAGGGAAUCAAGGAAGCCCCUUAGAGGUGGAAGAGGGGAAUGCCCUGAAGGCCCCUUGGGCAGGGGUUCCUCUUCACCUGGGCCAGGGCCAGUUUCUGAAGUUCACUCAGAGGGAAGGAGAUGGAGAUUCCUGGUCCUCAGGGGAAGACUAG
Orycteropus afer afer is the source of this 4830-nucleotide messenger RNA. It is a transcript of the gene NES, whose product is annotated as nestin. The coding region runs from base 1 to 4830 and encodes 1609 amino acids. Gene Ontology annotation, biological process: positive regulation of intermediate filament depolymerization. Gene Ontology annotation, cellular component: intermediate filament. NCBI's taxonomy places the organism in Eukaryota, Metazoa, Chordata, Mammalia, Tubulidentata, Orycteropodidae. Gene Ontology annotation, molecular function: intermediate filament binding; CCR5 chemokine receptor binding. The transcript is spliced from 4 exons. The record is from RefSeq and is a predicted model, not a curated record.